Molecule: messenger RNA, 273 nt
Organism: Penicillium antarcticum
Lineage: Eukaryota; Fungi; Ascomycota; Eurotiomycetes; Eurotiales; Aspergillaceae
Exons: 1
Coding region: 1-273 (90 amino acids)
Source: RefSeq, a predicted model, not a curated record
AUGCCUGAUGCGGGCAGUAUUCAGUCACGACACACGCUCAUGUCGCAUCAAACCGAAAUUGCACCCCUUGAUGAAGCUGACAAAACGCAUUCUAUGUUUGAGUGCAGUGAGCUCCUUCACGGGUUACUCCCAGACAUCCAGCAGACUAACCUUCCUUCUUACAACACCACUGAGCCAGCUGAAGACAAGAUUAGGCUUGAUGUAGUCGCGUUCACUCCAGAGGACACAGCCACAGAAGUGCAACCAAAGAAGCCUCCGAGAAGAGAACAAUAA